Molecule: messenger RNA, 1222 nt
Organism: Eimeria tenella
Lineage: Eukaryota; Apicomplexa; Conoidasida; Eucoccidiorida; Eimeriidae
Exons: 2
Source: RefSeq, a predicted model, not a curated record
CCAGGGCAAGGACUGGCGAAUUGCAGUGUACAUACAGCUGGGGCUGCUGCUGCUGCUGCUGCUGCUGCUCUCUUUCCUCACGCCUUCCGUGUUGGACACAAGCAGCCGCCGCCACAAGCAGCAGCAGCAGCAGCAACAGCAGCUAACAGGGGAGGAAGCAGCAGCAGCCGACGGCGACAGCCGGGACCUGCAUUUUGAAGUAGACCAGGAGCAGCACGAGCAGCAGCAGCAGCAGCAGCAGCAAGGGGCUGGGGGCCCCACUUCAGAAAUCUCCACGCCGCAAUUUACUCCAGGGGGAGAUUCGCUUGCUGCUGCAGCGUGUGCCUCUUCUGCUGCUGCUGGCAGCGCUGCAGCAACCGCAGCAGCAGCUGCAGCGUCUGCUGCUCAAAGCAGUGCUGCUGCUGCUGCUGCUGCUGCUGCUGGGUGUCCUUCCACAGUCUGCGCCUCCCCGUCCCCCCCUCCGUGCAGCGGCGUCGGCGCUGCUGCUGCUGCUGCUGCUGCUGCUGCGCCCGUGGGGCCCCACGGGGGGCCCCUGAGCGGCAGCAGCACCCCCUCAGGUGUACGUACACAGUGCCUGCUCUGCAGCAACUUGGUCUACCCGCUGCUGCCAGCAAUUGCUGCUAUGGCGAUAACAGCAAAUCCGGAAAAUAAGUUUUAUGGAGGGGCAAGAGAGUCAAGAGAAGCAGCACCGAGGCGGGCCACGCACAGCAGCAGCAGCAGCAGCAGCAACACCCGCAGCAGCAGCAACAGCAACAGCAGCAGCAGCAGGUGCACCCACUCCAAGAGGCUCUACAGAUACUUCAGCGCCCCUGCAAAAACCCCAGAAGCAGCAGCAGCAGCAGCAGCAGCAGAAGGGAUGCAGCCAGAUAAGGGCUCCCUUAGGAUUUGCCUUACUUGCGACCAGCUGCCGCUGCAGCGGGACCUGCAGUGCAGCAGCAAAACGCCACUGGGGAGCCUGCUGCAGCAGCAGCAGCAGCAGCAGCAGGGGCCUCUGCUGUGCCCACAGGAGGCCCUCCCGUUGCAGCAGCAGCAGCAGCAGCAGCAGCAAAAGCUGCAGCAGCUCGAGCAUGCCAGUGACCCUGAAAGGGUGUUAGCACUUGACGGCGCAGCAGGAGGGCCCAGUGCACCGCCUGCCGCUGCUGCAUCAGCAACAGCUGCAGAUCGAGCAGCAGCAGACCCAGCAGCAGCAGCAGCAGCAGCAGCAGCAGCAGCAGCAGCAGCA